Sapajus apella (tufted capuchin) is the source of this 3045-nucleotide messenger RNA. RefSeq names its product cell division cycle 40 (gene CDC40). Lineage: Eukaryota; Metazoa; Chordata; Mammalia; Primates; Cebidae. Gene Ontology annotation, cellular component: catalytic step 2 spliceosome. Bases 262 to 2001 code for a protein of 579 amino acids. Gene Ontology annotation, biological process: mRNA splicing, via spliceosome. The record is from RefSeq and is a predicted model, not a curated record. The transcript has 15 exons. Gene Ontology annotation, molecular function: mRNA binding; protein binding.
UUUUGGAGCUCGUAUUCUUUAGUCAACUAGGUCCUGAAAGUUAUAAGCUAUUAUAAUUCGCUCUUUUUCCCUAGGUAAACUUUUCAAAGUUCUCGGUUCGACAUUAGCUAUUCUAAUAAUAAUUGUCUAAUUGUUUUAAAAUGUGAUACAUGAUUUCGUAGCAAAGAAGUUUAAUAAUGUGUUGGAUGGCAAUCUGUCAGGACCUGGGAGCCUCUUCUUCUUCCGCCCUGGCAGGGUAUCCGCAGAGGAUUUAUUGCCGUCAUGUCGGCUGCGAUUGCGGCUCUGGCCGCUUCCUAUGGUUCGGGUUCAGGGUCCGAAUCGGACUCGGACAGUGAGAGCAGUCGGUGUCCGCUGCCAGGCGCCGACUCUCUCAUGCAUUUGACUAAAUCUCCCUCGGCCAAGCCGUCUCUAGCAGUGGCGGUGGACUCGGCUCCGGAGGUGGCAGUUAAGGAAGAUUUGGAGACUGGAGUUCACCUUGACCCUGCUGUCAAGGAAGUUCAGUAUAACCCUACCUACGAGACCAUGUUUGCUCCUGAGUUUGGACCAGAAAAUCCCUUUAGGACACAGCAAAUGGCCGCCCCUAGAAAUAUGCUUUCUGGAUAUGCUGAACCAGCUCAUAUCAAUGAUUUCAUGUUUGAGCAGCAAAGGAGAACUUUUGCAACAUAUGGUUAUGCAUUAGACCCGUCAUUAGAUAAUCAUCAAGUGUCUGCUAAAUAUAUUGGUUCUGUAGAAGAAGCUGAAAAAAAUCAAGGUUUGACUGUAUUUGAAACUGGUCAGAAGAAAACAGAAAAGAGGAAAAAGUUCAAAGAAAAUGAUGCAUCCAAUAUUGAUGGUUUCUUGGGACCAUGGGCAAAAUACGUGGAUGAAAAAGAUGUAGCCAAACCUUCAGAAGAAGAACAAAAAGAAUUGGAUGAAAUCACAGCAAAGAGGCAGAAAAAAGGAAAACAGGAAGAAGAGAAACCUGGGGAGGAGAAGACAAUCUUACAUGUUAAAGAAAUGUAUGACUAUCAGGGCAGGUCCUAUCUUCACAUACCUCAGGACGUUGGUGUUAAUCUGCGGUCCACUAUGCCACCUGAGAAGUGUUAUCUUCCCAAAAAACAAAUUCAUGUGUGGUCUGGACACACAAAAGGCGUCAGUGCAGUCAGAUUGUUUCCUCUCUCUGGCCAUUUAUUGCUGUCUUGUUCCAUGGACUGUAAGAUUAAGCUAUGGGAGGUUUAUGGAGACCGGCGCUGUCUGAGAACAUUUAUUGGUCACAGUAAAGCUGUUAGGGACAUCUGCUUCAAUACUGCAGGAACACAGUUCCUCAGUGCAGCCUAUGACAGGUAUCUUAAGCUGUGGGACACUGAGACAGGACAGUGUAUAUCAAGAUUUACAAACCGAAAAGUACCUUAUUGUGUCAAAUUCAAUCCUGAUGAAGACAAGCAAAAUCUCUUUGUGGCUGGGAUGUCUGAUAAGAAGAUUGUGCAAUGGGACAUUCGAAGUGGAGAAAUUGUGCAAGAAUAUGAUCGGCAUUUGGGAGCUGUCAACACCAUUGUUUUUGUGGAUGAGAAUAGGAGAUUUGUGAGCACAUCUGAUGAUAAAAGCCUAAGAGUUUGGGAAUGGGAUAUCCCUGUGGAUUUCAAGUAUAUAGCAGAACCCAGUAUGCACUCAAUGCCUGCAGUGACUUUGUCUCCAAAUGGAAAAUGGCUAGCAUGCCAAUCAAUGGACAACCAAAUCUUAAUUUUCGGAGCACAGAACAGAUUUAGAUUAAAUAAGAAAAAAAUUUUUAAGGGCCAUAUGGUAGCAGGCUACGCUUGUCAGGUGGACUUUUCACCAGACAUGAGUUAUGUGAUUUCAGGAGAUGGAAAUGGAAAAUUGAACAUUUGGGACUGGAAGACCACAAAACUCUACAGUCGGUUUAAAGCUCAUGAUAAAGUGUGUAUAGGUGCAGUGUGGCAUCCUCAUGAAACAUCUAAGGUCAUAACAUGUGGUUGGGAUGGUCUCAUUAAAUUGUGGGAUUAAUGAGGUUAAUCCUUAAACUAUCUAGGAUCAUUUUUGAUCCAUUGUCAUAUUUAACUAAAUUAUUAAAUGUAUCAGAUGAUAACUUGAUUUACAGAUGUUUUCCUUACAUGCCUGAUGACAUUAACCCAUUGUUUAAAAAAAAAACAACUCUAAAUUUGACACAAUUUCAUUUGCAACUUGAUUUUGUUCUUCAUAAAUGUUAUUUAUAUAGAAAAUGGCUAUUGACUUUCUAUUUGACAAGUAGUUAUAAUUGGCAGGCAGUUUGAGUUUAUACUCAUGACAUACUGAAAGCAUCCCUUUGGGGUCAGGAAAGAAUCCCUAGUGGAUUUGGGAUUCUAGAGGAGGUGAUGUAAUUAAUUAUUCAGAAAAAUACCAUAUAUUUACCUCUUCAACCAAAAGGGCGAUAAAGAAUAGGGAUAAGGUAAUGUAAAUUUUGAAGAAGGAUAAAACCACCCACAGUUACUUUCCCCAUUAUUUUCAUAGGGUCAAGUUCUGAUCUUUUGGCUUCAUGAGUUCCACUCCCUCUGAUGACAUAUGUUGUAUAUUUUUAGUUGUAAAGCAGUAAUCUUUAACUGCGGCAUUCCUCUAAUUAUAAACAAUGUAAAAUAAAAAUCAGUCCAGAGUUCUUUCAUUGACUUAAGUCCUGAUCAGUAUAGACAGGACUAUAUAUAUUUAAUCAGAGAAUUACAUUAUAUCUGAAGAUGGAACUCAGGAGGAUGCACCAAGACUUUGAAUUUUAUUUGUAUUCACUGUCAGUAAAGACCUGGCUACACUUUCGGAAAUCAGGAUCUCCAAGGUCAUUGCUUCUUGAUGUAAUUACUGAAAUCCUCCUCAUAGGAGAUAAGGUAUGAGGGGUAGAGUCCAAGAUGUCAACAUGUAAUUUCUUUGAAGUCCUAUGUCUUAUCUUUAAAAUUACUCUGAUUUUACCUGUGAAUAUAUACAACAGGACUUUUUAAGAUUAAAAAAAUUUUAAACCUCUUUAUGUGUCUGGAAAAAAAAAAAAGAAAAUCACACUCCAGGAAGAUGGCUAAGGUUCCCCAGUUU